Messenger RNA from Aethina tumida (small hive beetle), 1670 nucleotides. Its product is annotated as zinc finger protein 883. NCBI's taxonomy places the organism in Eukaryota, Metazoa, Arthropoda, Insecta, Coleoptera, Nitidulidae. Bases 64 to 1464 code for a protein of 466 amino acids. The transcript has 2 exons. The record is from RefSeq and is a predicted model, not a curated record.
UUCAUCUUUUUGUAAAAUAUGGAAAUUGUCUAAAGUAUUUUCGUUUAUCAGACACUAAUAAUAAUGGAUAAUGAACAAAAAGAUGUGUACAUAAAACAAGAAAUUCGGGAUAUAGAAUAUGAAGACGAUGAUGAUAAACACUCAAUUAAAAAUGAAAUUUCUAUCGACACGGUCGAGAAAAUUGAAACUUCGUUUGAUGAGACAAGUCCAGAUGAAAUAAUAGAAGAAAUAGUUGAUGAUACAACAUGUAAAAUUUGUAAUAACAAAUUUGACACCCCCGAAUUACUACAAACUCAUUUAAGAAAAAGGAGACUGGCCCACAAGCUGUUUAAAUGUUGUUUAUGUGGCAAAUCAUUUAGGGAUAAUUCACAAUUAGGAGUUCAUGUUAGGAAACACACAGGAGAGAAACCUUAUGAAUGCACACAAUGUGGGAAAAAGUUCUCUGUAAAUGGCAAUUUAAACAAACAUUUAAGAAUCCAUACAGGUGAAAAGAGAUUUGAAUGUGAUACGUGUGAAAAAAAAUUUACUCAGUUUGCACAUCUUGAGGAUCACAUGAAAAUUCAUACAGGCGAAAGUCCUUAUCAAUGUGAUUUAUGUAACAGUUCAUUUAAAACAAAAUCUAGAUUAACUAGACACAAAGUACAGCAUGGAGUUGGCGUACCCAAGAGAUCAAUUCAAUGUCCAGCAUGUGCAAUUAUUUUGAAGAGCACUGGACUUCUUGAAAUCCAUCUACAAACCCAUAUUAAAGGAAAUCCUGAUUUUAGAUGUGAACAAUGCAACAAAAAAUACAAGAGUUUGUACACAUUAUACAUGCAUAAAAAACAACAUGAUUCUCCCAAAAUUUUUAAAUGCAAUUUAUGUACUAAAACGUUCAGAAACCAGAGCCAUUUAAGGAGACAUGAAAACUCACAUGCUGGUGUAAAACCAUAUUGUUGUGAUAUAUGCCUUAGAGCUUUUCCUUGUAUGCAGAAUUUGAAUAGGCACAGACUUACCCACACUGGUGAGAAGCCAUACAGCUGUGAGGAAUGUUCAAGAUCAUUCCUGACAUUGGAGAAUUUGAACAGACACAAAAGAACUCACACUGGUGAAAAACCCUACACCUGUGAGGUGUGUAACAAAAGUUUUGCUCAUAGCACUACUUUGAAAGAGCACAGAUUAACACACACUGGUGAAAAACCUUAUGGUUGCAAUAUUUGUGGGAAAAAAUUUAGUUUAAAUAAAUCUUUAUAUAAGCAUAUAAGAAUAAAUCAUCCAGAUGAUUAUGUAACUUACAAGGAAAUUAAUGAGUUGCCCAAAAAUUUAAAAGCACCCAUAGCCAAUGAGUUGGAUAUCAAAUUGGAGGAACCUGAGUAUGUGAAUAAUGAAGAAAUUAAAGAAUUAAUUCACGAUAUCAAUGUGAUAAAUGAAGAACCAAAUAAAAGUGAAUUUAGUGAUCAAAUGUGUAUAGUAAAGGAAGAAACUUAAAUUUCAUAGAUUAUUUAGUCUUAUUUUUUUUUAGUGAAUUUAUUUUUAUUUAACUGUAUAGCUAAAACUAAUUAAUUAUAUAUAUGUAAUCAAAAUUUUUUUUUUACAUUUACAUUUUUUAUAUCAUGUUUUAAUUCUAAGUGAUGUUGUUAUUGAUAAAGCCUCUAUGAUUAUAGUAUAAAUGAUGUGGAACAUCAUUAAAUGUG